AUGGGUAGUUACAGUGAUAACGAAGAUGAAUUUUUUGACGCCCGUGAGGCGUUUGCUUCAAUGUCUGACUCAGGCUCCGAUUGCUCCCUAGAAGACUAUUCUACCUCUGGAUUCGACUAUGAUUAUUGGGUUGGGAAUCUGGAAAAGGGAUAUCUAAUACACCAUAUAACAGGUCGUGAGCAUAUAAUAGGUCUCAGGUCUCAGGCAGGUUCCUUAAGCAGAAGCACUUGUUGUCAGAGUGUGGUCUCUUCUGUGGACAAGAAGUUGGAAGUCAAGCAACGAUUUCUUGAGAUCUUUCAAGAGGAAAAUUACCCUGUGGAGUUUGGGUAUAAGUCUAAGGUUAUAACAACCGAUGCUCGUGUAGAUACUGACAUCUGGCGAAAGAUGGUACAGGUUGUUGUGAAGGGGCAACUACAUGCUUAUUAUAACUGGGCUAUUGCCAUAUCUGAUAGAGCCAAACUCCAUGGACGCACAAAGGAAGCUAAAGAACUAUGGAAACAAGCAACAAAGAAUUAUGAAAUAGCUUAUGGAUUAGUAGAAGACACAUCAAGAACUGGAGUACCAGUUGUUGGGAAUGAGAUUCCUUUCAAUGAAUUAUACAGUCAAUCUGCUAUCUAUAUAGCAUGGGAUGGAGAAGGGGAAACAUGUGUGAUAGAGGUGACAGUGAGUGGUGCAUGGAGUGAAAGUGAAACAGUAAAGAUUGCACGUUUAGUGGCAUCUUCUUCACUUACCAAGGCAUGA
Lactuca saligna is the source of this 741-nucleotide messenger RNA. NCBI's taxonomy places the organism in Eukaryota, Viridiplantae, Streptophyta, Magnoliopsida, Asterales, Asteraceae. The record is from the annotation of a GenBank genome assembly.